Molecule: messenger RNA, 613 nt
Organism: Populus euphratica (Euphrates poplar)
Lineage: Eukaryota; Viridiplantae; Streptophyta; Magnoliopsida; Malpighiales; Salicaceae
Product: basic blue protein-like
Exons: 2
Coding region: 81-473 (130 amino acids)
Cellular component (GO): plasma membrane
Molecular function (GO): electron transfer activity
Source: RefSeq, a predicted model, not a curated record
UAUAAAAAUAACUCAAGCAUGCACUUCAGGAUUCACCUCGUUCUCUUUCAAGAAUCAAUUAAUUCUUGGUAAUUGCUGAAAUGGGUCGUCAGGGAAGAUGCAGUGCGAUCUACGUAGUUCUGGUUAGUACUCUUCUUGUCAUUCUAUCACUCCAAUUCAAGAUCGCCAUCGCCAAGGCAGCUACUUUCACCGUCGGUGACACCUCAGGCUGGACUUUCAACAUCCAGAGUUGGACAGAUGGGAAAAAGUUCAAGGCCGGCGACAGCCUGAUUUUCAACUACGAUCCUUCAUUGCAUGAUGUGGCCACUGUAGAUGUCGAUGGCUACGAUGGCUGCACAGUCUCUCAGAGCUCUAACACGUACACAAGUGGAAACGAUACAAUCAAGCUGCAGGAGGGACAAAACUAUUUUAUAUGCAGUAUCCCCAGUCACUGUGACUGGGGGUUGAAAAUUGCAGUCAAUGCUUCCGCCUAGACAGAAAUUGAAUGUUGAUGAAUAAAAAUAUUAUGGUGCUUCAGCCCAUUGCAGCGCCCCCUGUUCUUCAUCUGAAUCUUGAACGUGUAAUUUGAGGUGAAUUGAGUUGUGACUUUAUGAUGUGAAGAUACUUUGAUGAA